This is a messenger RNA of Eriocheir sinensis (Chinese mitten crab), 1552 nucleotides long. Its product is annotated as N66 matrix protein-like. Bases 787 to 1275 code for a protein of 162 amino acids. NCBI's taxonomy places the organism in Eukaryota, Metazoa, Arthropoda, Malacostraca, Decapoda, Varunidae. The transcript has 3 exons. The record is from RefSeq and is a predicted model, not a curated record.
UUUCUUUCCCUCUUUCACACUUAAUUUCUUUGUUUUCCUUCUUUCUUUCUUUCCUUUUAUUUAGAAUUCUGUUUAUUCGUUUUUCUUUUAUUUCGUUUUCUUUCUCUUCCUUAAUUUUUUUCCUUUAAUUCCUUUUUUUGUUUUCCCUUCCCUUCCUUUCUUUCCUUCCUUUUAGCUUUCUAUCUGUGUGUUUAACGUGUUGUAUAUUUGCCUCGUUGUGAUACACAGGAGCACUUACACUCGCGGGGCCCGUCUCCAAAUUUAGUUUAUCAAGUUUAACCUUGAAUUCAUGUGUGCUGGGAGGGGGGAGGGUUAAUGUUUUAUUCAGUGCAAUAAAGAACGCACACACCUACUCCUGCCUCUCUGUCUUACAAUUCUGGAGGCAGUCUGGUGUUGAUGAGACGGUAGGGAAACGGAGUGAGGACACGGGAAAGGUCUUUGGUUGGCUUGUAGCAACCCCUCGCCUCCCGUCUAUACCUCACCGGGAGUGGCUUACGCCCGUUUCAACAGGUAUAUAUUUAGGGGAGAAGUAGACAUUGGUCACUUCAGCGUCUGACCAUCCAAGAGCCAGCCUCUUGCCCCUUUCUCGCUCCCUUCGCCGAAUCAGCGUCCAGCCAGCCAGCGCCUUCCUUCCCUCCCGGCGCUGGGCAGCCUACAGCCUCUCACUCUUGCUCCCGUCGCCUCAGCACCCAGCCAGCCAGCGCCUUCCCUCCCUCCCGGCGCUGAGCAGCCCACAGUCCACGCUCCGUGUUCUCCCUUCGCUCCGUGUUCCUCCCCGCCUCCAGGAUGGGUCGCCGGCCUCGUGGUGGUCUGCGGUGUGUGGCAGCGGUGGUGGUGGUGGUGUUCAUGCAAGUCCUGCCCGCCACGUCUGCUCCUGCCCCUGCCGGACAGGAGCCCAUCACGCCCUCGCCUUUUGGGGGGCAAGGGAACCAAGGCGGUUUGGACUACGGUGACUUCGAAGGCGGAGGCGGCGGCGCAGUCUUUAAUGGCUUGGAGGCCAAUAGAGCAAGCUCCGGAGCCCUCUUCAGCAAAGGAGUCGGGGCUGAGGUUGUGGCAUUCCAGUCCCCUCAUCAGUUCACCUUCAACGGCUAUCACGGCUACGGUAAGAACGGUUUCAACGGCGGCUACGGUAACAACCGCGGCUACGGUAACAACGGCUUUAACGGUUAUAACCAAGGCUACAGUAACAACGGCUACAACGGUUAUAACCGCGGCUACGGUAACAACGGCGGCCAACGUGGCUUCCGUAACUCCGGCUGUCAGUUUGGAUGUUAAUGGCUAUGACGGCUACUUCGGCUCCGGCGGCUACGGUAGCUACGAUAACAACGACGACCACGUGACAUUGGUGGCUUCGGUAACUUCGGCUGUCGGUGGGGACGUUGCUGGCUCAGGUCAAGAUCUAAAGGAAGAGAUUAUUUAGAUCUUGACUUAGGCCAGUCCGUCCAUGGCAGCAAGUGAUAUGGCUUAAUUUUAUGUUGUCUGCUUUUUUGUGUUUCUUUGUAUGUCUUGUAAUACGUUAAUGUUUUUCAGUGCAAUAAAGAACAUACACCCA